UCAGUGCGUCCCGAGCAGCCAGUGCGCGCGGUUACAAUGAGCUUCUCCAUCGGUCCGACUGAGAGCCAGCGUCAGGACCGAGCUCCGAGCAGCAGACACACCGUCACACAGCCCGACCGACACCAGCUCCGCCCGCAGCAGGAUGCCCGGGGGAAAGAGAGGGCUUGUGGCACCGCAGAACACUUUUCUGGAGAACAUCGUCCGGCGUUCAAGUGAGACCAGCUUCCUCCUGGGAAACGCCCAGAUCGUGGAGUGGCCUGUAGUUUACAGCAAUGACGGAUUCUGCAAGCUGUCUGGCUUCCACAGGGCUGAGGUCAUGCAGAAGAGCAGCACAUGCAGUUUUAUGUACGGAGAGCUGACGGACAAGAAGAGCAUCGACCAAGUCAGACAGACGUUCGACAACUAUGAGUCCAACUGCUUCGAAAUCCUGCUGUACAGAAAGAACCGAAGUCCAGUGUGGUUCUACAUGCAAGUGGCUCCCAUCAGGAACGAGAACGACAAGGUGGUUCUGUUCCUCUGCACCUUCAAGGACAUCACUCUCUUCAAGCAGCCUAUCGAAGACGAAACCACUAAAGGGUGGACCAAGUUUGCGCGGCUGACUCGAGCGCUCACCAACAACCGCAACACGCUGCCGAAGCUGGCACCCAUAGAACACGAAGUCAGCCAUAAACAGUCCAGACUGGCUGAGGUUUUGCAGCUGAACUCGGACAUCCUCCCGCAGUACAAGCAGGAGGCCCCCAAGACGCCUCCCCACAUCAUCCUUCACUACUGCACCUUCAAGACCACGUGGGACUGGGUCAUCCUCAUCCUCACCUUCUACACGGCCAUCAUGGUGCCCUACAACGUGUCCUUCAAGACCAAGCAGAACAACAUCGUGUGGCUGGUGCUGGACAGCGUGGUGGACGUCAUCUUUCUGGUGGACAUCGUCCUCAACUUCCACACCACGUUCGUGGGGCCCGGCGGCGAGGUCAUCUCCGACCCCAAGCUCAUCCGCAUGAACUACCUGAAGACGUGGUUCGUCAUCGACCUGCUGUCCUGCCUGCCCUACGACAUCAUCAACGCCUUCGAGAACGUCGACGAGGGCAUCAGCAGCCUGUUCAGCUCCCUGAAGGUGGUCCGCCUGCUGCGUCUGGGCCGGGUGGCCCGGAAACUGGACCACUACCUGGAGUACGGCGCUGCGGUUCUGGUGCUGCUGGUCUGUGUGUUCGGACUGGUGGCCCACUGGCUAGCCUGCAUCUGGUACAGCAUCGGAGACUACGAGGUCAUCGACGAGGCCACCAACACCAUCAAGGUGGACAGCUGGCUCUACCAGCUGGCUCUGAGCAUCGGAUCGCCCUACCGCUACAACACCAGCGGCUCCGGCCAAUGGGAGGGCGGCCCUGGCAAGGACUCUCUGUACAUCACCUCUCUGUACUUCACCAUGACCAGCCUGACCACCAUCGGCUUCGGCAACAUCGCCCCCACCAGCGACGGCGAGAAGAUCUUCUCUGUGGCCAUGAUGAUGGUGGGAUCUCUGCUCUAUGCCACGAUCUUUGGAAACGUGACCACCAUCUUCCAGCAGAUGUACGCCAACACCAACCGCUACCACGAGAUGCUCAACAACGUCCGGGACUUCCUGAAGCUCUACCAGGUUCCCAAGGGGCUGAGCGAGCGUGUGAUGGACUACAUUGUCUCCACCUGGUCCAUGUCCAAAGGCAUCGACACGGAGAAGGUCUUAUCCAUCUGUCCCAAGGACAUGCGGGCCGACAUCUGCGUCCACCUCAACAGGAAGGUGUUUAACGAACACCCGGCGUUCCGGUUAGCCAGUGACGGCUGCCUGCGCUCGCUGGCCGUGGAGUUUCAGACCACCCACUGCGCCCCCGGAGACCUGAUCUACCACGCCGGUGAGAGCGUCGACACCCUGUGCUUUGUUGUGUCGGGGUCACUGGAGGUCAUCCAGGACGACGAGGUCAUUGCCAUCUUAGGUAAAGGCGAUGUGUUCGGGGACGUCUUCUGGAAGGAAACCACCCUGGCGCAUGCGUGCGCCAACGUCAGGGCGCUAACGUACUGCGACCUCCACGUCAUCAAGAGGGAAGCCUUGCUCAAGGUGCUGGAGUUCUACACCGCCUUCGCCAACUCCUUCUCCCGCAACCUCAUCCUCACCUGCAACCUGCGCAAGCGGAUAAUUUUCCGCAAGAUCAGUGAGGUGAAGAAGGAGGAAGAGGAGAGGCAGCGAGCAAAGAACGAGGUGCAGCUCACCAUCCCGCAGGACCAUCCCGUACGCAAGCUCUUCCAGAAGUUCAAGCAGCAGAAGGAGCUCCGCAACCAGGGAGCGGCAGCCGCCUCACACCUGGACCUGGAGAAGAACCAGCUGCAGGUGGAACAGCACCUGCACCCCCACAGCCUGCAGCUGGGCCACUCCAGCCUCCAACACUCACUGCCGCUCAGCCUGCAGCACCCGCCCUCCUCCAUGCAGAACGGGGCCCCACCCAGCAGCAGUGUGCUGACCGUGUCCCAGGUCACGCCCAUGCAGAGCUCGCUGGCCUACAGCCAUCCCGGAGAGCCCCCCACCAAGCAGAACAACUGCGAUAUCAUGGAGCUGCAGCCCAGUUCGACUGGAAGCGGAGCCGAGCAGACUGUCAGGGUCAAAGUCAGCACCAGCCCCGUGCCGGCCAAGCCGGCCGUCAGGGCCAGCGGCUGGAUGCGCCUGAGAAACAACACGGCGCCGGCAGAGGCCAGGAAGGACGGGCUGAACAACAACGUCAAGGCAGUUUCCGUGGAGAUGCUCUCACAGGAGGGUAAAGGUCAGGAUGCAAGAGGCGCUGGUGAUAGAGAGGAGGUGGGGGUGUCCAGCAACAAUCCCCUCCGCAAGACGGACUCCUGCGACAGCGGCAUCACCAAGAGUGAGCUGCGGAUAGACCGGGCGGGGGAGGCACGGACCCCCGCUGCGGUCACCCCCGUCCUCCACAGCCCUCUCCCUGGAGGAGCAGGAUCCCCUCACCCUUUCUGCCCCAUCCCGGAACAGGCCCUGCAGGCCGCGCUGCACGAGACCCGGCUGGAGCUCCGGGGGGACAUACAGACUCUGGGAGGCCGCCUUGGCUCCCUGGAGAGUCAGGUAGCGGAAAUUAUCAAACUGUUGUCAGACAAGAAGCGGCCGCCCACGGGGUUAUUGUCUGCCUCCACCACACCUAAAACCAAAAUCCAACGUCAGGACAUUUUCACUGUUUCCAGGCCGGUUUCUCCAGACUCAGAGAAGGACGAAGGGCUCUGAAGAGAGCCUUACCGGGGUGGAGAGAGUGUCCUGGAACAUAGAGCAAUCACAUGGCAGAUUGUUCUACUAUGAUCACGAUUGUCAGUUUAAGGUUAUGCUCUGUUGGAUCCAGUUAUCCUCUUUGUUUUUGUGAUUGUACAUAUCUCUCUAUGCAUGUCCAGCUGGAUUCUGGCCUGCCAAAGAAACUACUACUGAACGUACUCAUUGCCUGUAUAUUAUGCAGUUGACUGCAUGCAAAUUCAAUUUAAAGAGAAGUGACAUUUUAUUGAGCUACACUGUACAUAUGAAUAUUUUUCAUUGAUAAUUUACUAUGUGGAGAUUCAGGGUUUGCAUACUGGUAGCACUAUAAACAUUGAUAACAAAAAGGAAUUGUGCAUGGAUUAUUCAAAAAUGGAGAAAUCGAAAGGGACGGAGGUUUCUUUUUUUUCUUUGCCUGUGAGACGAAAUAGAAGUGACUCUGCUCUCUCCUCGCCCUCUAACUCCUAAUUUCCACCGGUUGCAGAUCGGCUCCAUGCUCCGCCAUCCGUCAACACCCACCAGGUCCGGAUUUGUCGCGGAACGGCUGCGGCCAUGACUAUCAGCCGAAGUCUCGAGGGACCCACGAGAUCUCGCGAGCUCACGUAGAAUAGAACCACAAAACCAACAAGAGCUUGUUUCCAUCCAGAGGAGUAGAGUGUUGUGUUUUAAAGAUGUAGUGCAGGGAGAUGUGAUCCGCCGUGAGCACGCUCUACUUUAUUUUGAAAAUUAACCCGAUGUUUUAUUUGUGUCUGUGCUCGACUUCCUGUCCCACACUAUUUGACGUGUGCUGACUUGCCACGGAGCUCUCCGGCGUCCGGCAAAUAUAGAAGCUCUGUGUAUCUGCGCCGGAGGGCUGGGGACCGCCAGAGUUGGGACGGAGUCAGGACGCAGCCGUUCCACAGCCAUUGGAAGUACGCACAUUGACUUUAAUGGAAACCUAAUGACUCCGCCGUUGUUCUAGAGCGGAUCCGCAGCCGUUCCACAUCCGGUGGAAAUUAGGAGUAAGAACACUGAUUCCCAAAUGGGAUGAAGAAGCAUCCUUGUGAUAUGUUUUUAUAUUUACUAUCUAUCUGCUUCUUAGAAUAAUUUCUAUUUUUGAUUACGGAAGCAGUUUGAUGUCGGGUGAACCCUUAAAUGUUUAUUUUGUCAGAAUCCGCCUUGUGUCUAUGCACCGCCCGGGUAUGCCGCUAGAAUAUUCAGACUAUUGCUUUGUUGACAUGUCGGUGAAUGAAUGAAGUUUUUUUUGUGCCAUUCCUCUGCAUGAAUCAGGGAUGGCAGGAUGCACUUUGGGUAAAGCUGGAACGACAAGAAGGCUUUAAGGAAAUAACAGAGUUUAGUUCACAUAAAAGUCCACUCAGCACAGUGACAUGUAAUCCCCCGGCCCCAGCACCACACACGACAGUCUUAACCAGCGAGCGUCGCUCUGAAGCGCGCUCCCAGUUUCAUUAAGGACACAGCAGCGUCGCUGCGAAAAGCUCAAGUAAUAAAAAAUGGAAUACUGUACUUUUAUGAGAUCAGUUUUCUAAAUCUGCAUGCAAAGGAGUAGUUCUAUGCUCCAGAGUGUGUACGCAUAUAUAAAUGUCACACACACACACACACACACACACACACACACUACGUUCAUGCACAGUGUGGCGGCGUCUCUUGAUGGGAACACCCCAGGGAGACUUUUUCUUCACAGGAGGCAAAUCAGUCGGUUUUGUCAGAAGUCUAGUUUUUUCAGGUCUGGUGAGAUUUAGACAUGGUCCCCCCCAAAACCUCCGAGCCCCCAAACCCUGCAGUGCAGCAGCACAUAUCUCUCUCUCUCUCUCUCUCUCUCUCUCUCUCUCUCUCUCUCUCUCUCUCUCUCACGCACACAAACAAUCAUAUUUAAAAAGAAAGAAGCUAGAUGUCCGGGAGCCAUCAUGGAAGCCUCAAAUCGUUUUAAAUGACUAGAUUCAUGUCAUUGCUGCUUUAUCAUCAGCAGUGUGAGGGACUGGAUGGAAACAGGUCAGGGACCCCCUAACACAUCUUCUGUUGUCCGUAUUGGGGGUCAUUAGCUCUCAGUUAAAUUAACAGCUGGUUGGAUUUCUUUUCAUGCCCUUAUUAGACAGUUAACAGUAGAGAUAUAACAGGAAAUGAGGAGGGAUUAAACAGGUAAUGACGAAUGCAAAAAA
Molecule: messenger RNA, 5424 nt
Organism: Etheostoma spectabile (orangethroat darter)
Lineage: Eukaryota; Metazoa; Chordata; Actinopteri; Perciformes; Percidae
Gene: kcnh5b
Product: potassium voltage-gated channel, subfamily H (eag-related), member 5b
Exons: 13
Coding region: 143-3250 (1035 amino acids)
Biological process (GO): potassium ion transmembrane transport; regulation of membrane potential
Cellular component (GO): voltage-gated potassium channel complex; plasma membrane
Molecular function (GO): voltage-gated potassium channel activity
Source: RefSeq, a predicted model, not a curated record